AUGGAGGACGACGGUUCGUCGUGCAUGAAAAACAACCCACCAUCUUACGGGAAACUCGUAACCAUCCUUAGCCUCGACGGUGGUGGAGUCAGAGGAAUCAUCGCCGGAGUGGAACUUGAUGGAGAAGACGUGAGGCUAGCUGAUUACUUCGACGUAGUAGCCGGAACUAGCACCGGUGGUCUCAUAACGGCGAUGUUAACCGCACCGAACGCGACCGGUCGACCUCUAUACGCGGCCAAAGACAUUGUUCCGUUUUACCUUGAACAUUCUCCCAAGAUAUUUCCACAGCCUGCAGGCGUUCUUGCUUUGUUACCAAAGCUCCCAAAGUUAUUGUCUGGUCCAAAAUACAGCGGAAAUUAUCUGCGAAAGUUACUAAGUGAUAUUCUUGGAGAGAAAAAACUUCACCAGACACUCACAAACGUUGUAAUACCUACCUUCGACAUCAAGAAACUUCAACCAACCAUCUUUUCCUCUUACCAGAGUUUGGUCGAUCCUAGCUUGGAUGUCAAGUUAUCACACAUUUGCAUUGGUACAUCGGCUGCUCCUACUUUCUUUCCUCCUCAUUUCUUUUCCAACGAAGAUAGUCAAAGCAAGACAUCUGAGUUUCACCUCGUUGAUGGCGGGGUUACUGCUAAUAACCCGACAUUAGUGGCUAUGACUGCCGUGUCUAAGCAGAUUUUGAAGAGCAAUCCUGAUAUGGGUAAGCUCAAGCCGUUAGGCUUCGACAAGUUCCUUGUUAUCUCGGUGGGGAUGGGGUCUGCGAAAAAGGAAGAGAAGUAUAGCGCAAAAAAGGCUGCAAAAUGGGGAAUCAUAUCUUGGCUAUAUGAAGAUGGAUCUACUCCGAUAUUAGACAUUACCAUGGAAGCAAGCCGCGAUAUGAUCCAUUUCCACAGCUCUGUUUUGUUUGCAGCCCUACAGUCUGAAGACAAGUACCUUAGAAUCGACGAUGAUACAUUGGAAGGAGAUGCAAGCUCUUUGGAUUUGGCGACCAAACCUAACUUAGAGAAUCUUGUGAAGAUUGGAGAAAAGAUGCUGACAAACAGAGUUGCGAAAAUGAAUAUCGACACUGGUGUAUAUGAACCUAUUCCUGAAAAUGUCACCAAUGAUCAAGAACUAAAGAGGUUUGCCAAAAUUCUAUCGGAUGAAAGGAAAUUAAGGAGAAAGAAAAGCGAUACAAUGACCAAAGAUUCAUCAAACUAA
This is a messenger RNA of Arabis nemorensis, 1200 nucleotides long. The record is from the annotation of a GenBank genome assembly. Lineage: Eukaryota; Viridiplantae; Streptophyta; Magnoliopsida; Brassicales; Brassicaceae.